AGAAAAAGCAAGAAAAACAAAGAGUCGCGAGAAGGAGAUCAAAAAAAGUCGAUAAAAACAGAUUGAAAGAAGGCUCCGGACAAGCGGCUGCUGCGCAUCAAAGGAGGGACCGUACUGGGGACCUUAUUGGAGACCAGCGCCAACAAAUCCCGACUCCGGAGGCGGAAUAUAACGGUGACACUCCAGAGCUCCUCUGCCCUCCUGAGGAUUCAGUGAGACAGGCGGAUCUGUGUGCCCGACCAUGGCCUUCCCAUCAGCCCCCUCAGCAUUAUGGAGUGUCAUCUUAUUGACAGUACUAUUCGCAGCUGCGGUUCACAGCAACAUUGACUACAUCUACGACCCCUUGCAGCCAACGACCACAGAUGAGAUGGUGUCCGUGGGGGGGACGGUGACACUGACCUGCACGGUGCCUGAGAGCGAUAACUCCUCACUGCAAUGGUCCAACACUGCACAGCAGACCCUCUACUUUGGAGAGAAGAGAGCGCUGAGGGAUAACCGCAUCCAGCUGCACCGCUCGACACCUACCGAGCUUUCCAUAACCAUCGCCGACGUGCAGCUGUCCGAUGAAGGCGAGUACACCUGCUCCAUCUUCACCAUGCCGGUCCGCACCGCCCGAGCUACAGUCACCGUGCUAGGUGUGCCCGGUAAACCUCAGAUCUUGGGCUCUGAGAGUGCAGUGCCGGAGGGGGGCAAAGUCACCCUGACCUGCACCAGUACAGGCAGCAAACCCCCUGCCACGUUGCGCUGGUUCCGAGACGACCAGGAACUGGAAGGACGCCCAGACGUGGUGGAGUCCGUUCCAGACGAUCCCACAUACAACGUGAGCAGUGAGCUCACCCUCGAGGUGACCCGCAGUGACGACAACGCCCUCAUCACCUGCGCUGUCGACCAUCCCUCUCUCGCCCCCGGGGACAAGAGGAGCGAACACGCUCUGCGGGUGUUGUAUUCCCCUAACGUGGAGAUCGUGCCUCAGAAUGAUCUGCCCAGAGAGGGGGAGAAGUUUCAUCUUCUGUGUAAGGGCAACGGCAACCCCGAGCCCUCCACCUACUCGUGGGAGAAGAAGGAUGGAGAGCUCCCCCCGCUGGCCAAAGCCGACGGUGCUUACUUGCGUUUCGAGAUGCUCAACAAAUCAGAUAAUGGCGUCUACCUCUGCCAUGCCGACAACGGCAUAGGAAAAAGCCAGGGGGAGUACACACUCCUGGUGCAAGACACCAACUCCCCUGACUCCCCAGAUACCACAUUAUCUUUCCUUGACUCUCCAACUUCUCCAUAUUCUUCCUCCUCCUCCCUCCCACCCUCCUCUCCUCCUGACACCUUCUCUGGCUCCGGUGCUGAUCCCACUUCCUCUUCUCCUGACCUCACCUCCCCCGACUCCUCCCCCUCUCCCGCCCCCUCCAUGGCCGACACGUCAGCCACUGUCUCCGAAAUCUCCACCACCACCCUCUCCAAUCUCCUCUUCCCCGACUUGCUCUCUCCUUCCUCCUCCCCAACUCCUCCCUCCUCAGCAAGCAUCACACCCUCCGCCACCGACCCCUCCCCCUCCCCCUCCCCCCCUACUCCCUCCGUCUCCGUCCGGCUGCAUGGAGUUUACACUUUCACAGACAUCCAACAAUCCAUCUACUCAUCCACUUGAGAAGAUGGUGCAGAGAACAUUACAGACCCCACAGCCAUGUCGACCUCUUCGGGGGUGGACCACGCGGUGAUCGGAGGGGUGGUGGCUGUUAUCGUCUUCAUCCUGCUCUGCCUCCUCAUUGUCCUCGGCAGAUACCUCAUCAGACACAAAGGAACGUAUCUGACCCACGAGGCCAAGGGCUCGGACGACGCCCCCGACGCGGACACGGCCAUCAUCAACGCAGAGGGAGGCCACUCUGGAGCAGAGGACAAGAAGGAGUACUUCAUCUAGACAGAGGACGGGAGCGGUGGAGGAAAGGAGGGGGGGAGGAGAAAAAGCUGGAGGACGUGGACUAGAGGAGAGGGGAGGAGUGAAGGGGAUAAAAAAACCUCCAUUUGUUUUCACGACGCUUCAGUUCUUCACUCGGUUGGAGGGAUGAUGGGAGGGGACGGUAGGGAAAGAACUGUGGGCAGGAUCAAGCAGUGAGUCGAGCUUCAGCUGGUACUACCCUCUUUCACAUUGAUACAGGGAAGUGAGAUUUUGCACUGACAUACAGAUGAACUGAAGUUACACACACAAACACACACACAAACAUGCAUACAUGAGUCAGUUUUCGGGGGAAAACUCCUCACACACAGACUUGAAUGCUCGUAGAUGCUCAGAUUAACAAACGCGAGCCUCCUACUCUACUAACACGUCUGAAAAUAUCUCUGAAUGACACAUUAACACAUUUUUACACACGCAUCGUAUCCUACUUCUAACUGUCAGCGCCUCGAAAAAGCAAAAUUGUAACUCACAUUCCGGCAUCCCUGAGCUGAUACUUCACUUCUCGCACCUCAUCUCCUCCACACUGAAACCAAACCAGCUCUGUCUUUUCACGUUUUUGUCCUCAUUCUUUCCAUCUAACAAGGCGGUAUCCCUCUGCAAACAUUUGAGUGGCAGAGAAAUCCAUCCAAAGCAAAUUACUACUGACGAACAUAAUCUCCCUCUCUCACAGUUUAAUCUUUUUAUGCCAUCAAACCUCUUCCUGCGUCCACACAAGCCCCCAGUACAAGCCGUUGAAUUUCCAACAAUGCAGCACCACACAACAUGCAACACUCAUGCAAAAAUAGCAUUCCCGCCUUGCGCUACCAAGCUGAGGGGCUCCAGUAUACAUAUAUAAAUAUAUAUAUAGAAUUAUAUAGCAUUCUUUUUACUUGACAGAAAAUGUUUGGUGUGCUGUAAAUACACUCUUUCUCUCUCUCUCUCUGUCUGUCCUCUCUCCCUCUAUCCUUCUUCUCUUUCUCUCUACAUUUCCCUCUCUCCUGUAUCUCAUACAGUCUGUUACUGCAUUACAGUGACUUAUAUACUCUAAAAAAAAAAAAAGCCUGCCUGUUUUUAUUACAUGCGUGGAAAUGCAGAGUCAAAACUAUCAAUAUCUGGGAAAAAAAAUAAUAAAAAUAACAACUAUGUUGCGAUGAAAACUAACCUUAACUGCAAAUAUUUGUAAGAGGAACAUUUCUUUUUCUUUCUUUUUCUUUUUUCCCUUUCGGUUUUUUAGGUACUUAUGAGAGAUUUUCUCUCAUCAGUGUCUCAGUGUGUUACUGUCAGUGUUAACAGUUUACAGUGUCUGUUGGUUUGUCAGUCCAGGAGUCCAUACAUCUAAUUUUACAACUUCUAUUUUGAGGUUUUGGAUGUUAUUUCUUUACUUUUUUUUGUGCGCCACAUUAAAUGUGGCCAUUUUCCUCCCCACUUUGUCGGCCCUCUGCUCCCAAACACUAAACUGUAGCAAAACCUUGCUCGAACGCAGCUUCGAAAAGGUCUCAGAAUGUUUGGUGGAGUUGUCCUCGAGUAUCACUGCCCGGGCCGGCGCAUGUGGACCGCUGUGGUCUUCCUUCCAACUGGCCCCCGCUGAACAUGAAGCUAGACUCUGCCAUUUUUCUCCCCGCAGCAGACUGCUUGUCUUGGCGAGGCCACCUGGCUCCAAAUUCAUUGAGUAGUGACAUCAUGACUUCCUCUAAGAUGCUGGCAUGGCCGCUGUUUCGGGGAGGUGAAAAUACUUUCUUGCUUUCCACUACGGGGCCAAACAGGACAUGCAUUAUGACAAACUUCCAAAAAAAAACCCUCUCGGUUAUUGUUUCUUUUUCUCUGUGUGUGUUAUUGCAAGCAGGAAUCAUUCGCCAGCUUAGCAAAAGGUUCCCAUAAAUGAACAGUGUUUUAUUAAGGUUGGGAGUUCGCCUUGGCGUUGGCAAGCUCCACUUGGCCCGGUCGUGGAAAUUGAUUGCAAUCUAACUAAGAGGCUCUGGGCUCCAGACUGUACGCAUGCCAAGGUUUGGCUUGGUGGGCAGAGUGCCCGAGCCGGAGUCUGGGCUGCACUAACACGGAAGAAAGUCAUUUAGCAACGUAAAUGUCCUCUUCUCUUUUUUUAUUCCCCUCCCUCCGCUCCACUCGUCCAUUUCUUUUCAUUCUUUAAUCAAUCAUCGCGUCUGCGUCCUGAUCCACCUUCACCCGCUCUCUCCUCUCCUCAUCACUCCUUCCCCCUCGUCUCCCUCUCGUCCAUCUCUGAUCGAUGUCCGAUUCUCCUUGCUGGUCUCUCUCUCAUUCAGGAGUCCAUAGACGUACAGUAGAAGUAGCGUCUCUUGGUUUGCUGGCGUGCGCUGGUGGCUCUCUGCAGCACUUUUCGGGGGUGUUUUUGGAGAGGAAUCCAUUUGCUGUUGUCAGUCUACCCUGUAGACAGUUAUGUCUGUGAUAGUUUUUGUACACCCCUUUUUGGGAACGUUCAGGGAUUGUGCUUUUCGUACCUUUCCCCGCAUUGUUGUUAACUCCAACCUAGCUAGCUGCUUUGAAAGCAAGUGGCCCGGCUAGUGUGUCUAUAAGCUAGCUAUACUACAAAGGGUAACGUGACCUGAAGAAGGGUCAGCUGUUUUUUUUUGUUUGUUUGUUUUUUUCUUCCUAGAGCUCUCGCUUGGAAAUUAAGGUGCCGCUGCAGUAAACUGGGUUUAAACAGCGUUCUGUUGGAGACGUGGAGCAGAAAACUUCAAACAAACCUCUGUUUAUCCCAUGUUUGCUCUGCAAUACUCUCAUAGUGUUCGUGUCUGCAGACCAGAGGACGGGCUUUGUCUCACAGAGCUUAUUGUCCACUUUGAAGAGUAACCCUUGAUUUGUAUUUAACCCCAGUUAAUUCUGCUCUGUGAAUGGAGAAAGGAAUACCUGCCUCAUACUCAACAAAGUGUAGUGUCUCUUAAAAACUAAUGGACCUGUAUUUGCCUGUAAUUUAUCGUCCUGUCUUUCGUCUUAGUUAAUGUGCUAGCAUGUAGCUUGCAUGAGAAACGGUUGGAAAUGUAGAUAGCGUAGGAGAUAAGAAGUGCCGACAAGCAUCUCUCCUGAGACAAGAGUGGCGGCCUGCCUGACCCUGCUGUUCUCUGAUCUGCAAACAUACGCCAUGUCCCAGUUAUAAAGCCGUCUGUACCUCCUCGACACAGCAGUCCUCAGGAUAAUGCUGAAAAAAUGGAUGAAGUAGGACUUACUUUCCCCGCCGCUGCUGCGUUAAACCAAUGUAGGGGUACAGUGGCAUUGAAGUGGGACGUGCAGUCAGUCUAAUUCAUAUUUCAUUGCAUCAGUGCAGUAAUGACUAGCUGUCACCAGAUGCCAGCAAACAGCAGCUUUUCCUCGCCCUCUUCAGUCACACCGAGCUGUCCUGCCCCACCACUUGACUCUCACCAACUCCUCUUCUGGCAGUCGCACACUAGCUGCCAGUCAUCUCUUUAUUUUUGUAGUAUGAGCAAAUUGAUUUUUAAAUUAUGUUUUGUAAAAGGUGUGCAUAAUCUUCAGCGUAUUACUUUAAGUUCAACUGAUCUUUUUUUUUUUUUUUAAUUAGAUUUUCCAAAACUUGGAGGUUAGAAUUUUUUUUUUUUUUUUUUUUUUGGGCAUUUUAUUGUUUCAACAACCAUUUUUCUAUAAUUUCAUGUAUAUAGUGUUGCCUUUACUGGAUACUCUUACAAGCGCACCCAUACACACUUUGCACACACACUUUGGGUACAUGCACAUCCACACACAUAUCUGGAUAUGCACGGCAGGCAUGACGUCUGUGGCUAUGGUGUGUUUAUAUGUGUGUGUAUGUGUGUUUGUGUAUGAGUGUGAGGUGUGUAUUAAUUGACCCAAACAGACUCCGGAGACACUCUUUAUUACGUGUGUUGCAUUCACAAAAUUGAUAUGAUUUCGACGACUAAAACAACGUCUUUGUUUUUUCAGACUUAUUAUUUUGGAUGAAAAGUCUUCCUUUUGAAUAAAAUCCAUAUCACAUGAGAAUAGUGCUGUCAUGUAUGUUAAUUUGUACUAUGGCUGAUGAUGUCAUCAAGGCGAGACCCAACCGCAUGCUGUGGUGGGUUUGUGUCUGUUGGAUGUUCACACAGUAUUUGUUUUAUUUGUUUCGGGUUUUUUUGGUUAAAAUACCAGUUCAGUUGUUGACUUCAAUAAACAUGCAUUUGGGUUAAUUUCA
This is a messenger RNA of Plectropomus leopardus (leopard coralgrouper), 6089 nucleotides long. Lineage: Eukaryota; Metazoa; Chordata; Actinopteri; Perciformes; Serranidae. The record is from RefSeq and is a predicted model, not a curated record.